This is a messenger RNA of Linderina pennispora, 521 nucleotides long. RefSeq lists its product as uncharacterized. The transcript has a single exon. NCBI's taxonomy places the organism in Eukaryota, Fungi, Kickxellomycota, Kickxellomycetes, Kickxellales, Kickxellaceae. The record is from RefSeq and is a predicted model, not a curated record. Bases 110 to 430 code for a protein of 106 amino acids.
GCGCCGGUCAGGUCCUCGAAUCACCGCAUGUUUCUUUUCCUUGGGGAUGUGGGACAUGCACCUCCAGCUGCACUAUACUGAGCGAGAGUGCCGGCGCUGAGAAAUAGGAAUGCAAAUCGUGACCAACACUAUAUCGCUGGCGUCCGCUGGGCGCACGCUUGGGAUACUGCGCACUACACUUGGAGCCCUCCCCCUCCCCAGAGCGGACUGGCCUGGACGGAGCAGAGGAAAAAGCAGAAAAACAACGACACGCCUCGCACCCUAUCCCCCGCUGACUCGCAAAACCCACAUAAAGACCGGGAGCAAGCAAAGGGAGGCGAGCGACCCGAGCAGUUCUCUUCUCUUCUUCAGCACGAAAACAUUUUUUUUUUUGAUAACUCGCACACUUUUUCUGCUAGCCGCUUCUUUUAACCGCGAUAUUGCAGGAUAGACGACCUCUUGGGACAUUUAUUUGCAUCAGCUACACCCCCGCAUACGCUACAAGGACAAUUAGACGGCCGCUAUAUUACCUGUACAACGUG